This is a messenger RNA of Prosopis cineraria, 1974 nucleotides long. RefSeq names its product protein RETICULATA-RELATED 1, chloroplastic-like. Gene Ontology annotation, biological process: plant organ development. Bases 253 to 1638 code for a protein of 461 amino acids. Gene Ontology annotation, cellular component: chloroplast inner membrane. The transcript is spliced from 8 exons. NCBI's taxonomy places the organism in Eukaryota, Viridiplantae, Streptophyta, Magnoliopsida, Fabales, Fabaceae. The record is from RefSeq and is a predicted model, not a curated record.
AAAGAUUUUUUGGUCCUCGUCUUUUCAUUUGAGUGGCACUGUUAUUAUGUAAGCACAGAAUCAAGCAUGUAAAUUUGCCAAAGAGGGGAAGCUGGCGCGGGAAGAUUUUCGCUGGCAAAUGAAUACACCGUAAGAUUGGGGAGGCUGCCCCGAAGCCCAGAGCUCCCACCGUCCCGGCUUCCCCCUCCAGUCCCUCUCUUCAAUAGCAUAGUCCUUUGUCGAAACUCCGGGCAUAUUGACACUAUCACAAACAUGGCGGUUUGUCCAUCGACCAUCAAUGUCUCGAACAUCCACAACUUUUCAAACACUUGCGCUUCCGCUGGGCAAUACGCUUUCAAACUUCCACUUGAAAUCAAAAAUUGUGGUCGUUUGAAUAUCACAAACUUGGAUCAAAGGAGCCACAUGCCCUCGUCUCUUUCUAUUCAUUCACCUGAUAGAAGACUUGGUUUUAGCAUUCGAUAUAUCGGAUCAGACGCCGUGACGAAGACCACCACCGAGUUGGAUGAGUCCACAUGUGAUAAUGGCUCUCAACCAUUAAUUGAUCGGGAUGGUGGGGAUGGGGGUGGUGCUGGUGACGGUAGUGGGGGGACUGGCGGCGGCGGCGGCGGCGGUAACGGGAAUGAUGGUAGAGAUGAAGAUGAGGAAGAGUUCGGUCCGUUAUUGAAGUUCGUGGAGGUUAUGAAAGUCGCAGAAGCCCGGGGUGUGAAGCUGCCUUCGGAUAUGACGGAGGCAGCGAAGGCAACAGGAGUUCGGGAAAUGUUCCUUCUUCGUUACUUGGAGUUACAGGGUUCGGUUUGGCCGCUGGGUUUUUUGAUGAAGCAUUGUUCAAUGCUUCGAAAGAGAAUGCUAGCCGAUCCUUCUUUCCUGUUUAAAGUUGGAACAGAGAUUGCUAUAGAUUCUUGUUGUGCAACGUUUGCAGAAGUUCAGAAAAGAGGCAAGGAUUUUUGGGCAGAAUUUGAGUUGUAUGCGGCCGAUCUUCUGGUUGGUGUGGUUGUUGACAUUGCUUUAGUUGGCAUGUUAGCACCUUAUGCUCGGCUUGGGCAGUCAUCUGUGUCGAGAGGUUUGCUUGGACGCAUUCAACAUGCUUGCGCUGCUCUUCCUAGCAGUGUUUUUGAAGCUGAAAGGCCAGGCUGUAAGUUCUCAGUGAUGCAACGCAUUGCAACAUACUUUAUAAGGUACUACUACAUAUUCAGUAGUAACCAAAGAACUAUUUUAUUUUGUGAGUGUGUUGAUAAUAACGAAAGAGUUUUUUUUUUACUAUAUACUUCAACUAGAAUAUGGGUCUUGUGCUUUGCAAAAGGUGUAUUGUAUGGAUCAGUUGGGUUUGGAUGUGGCCUAAUUGGUCAAGGAAUUGCAAAUACGAUAAUGAAUGCCAAAAGGAGAAUUAAGAAAUCUGAAGAGGACAUACCUGUGCCCCCUCUUGUUGAAAGUGCUGCUCUCUGGGGUGUGUUUCUUGCGGUGUCAUCCAACACUCGAUAUCAGAUUGUGAAUGGAUUGGAAGGCCUUGUUGAAGCUUCUUCCGUGGCGAAGAAGCUCCCACUCGUUGCCAUGAUUUUCACUGUAUGUGUGCGAUUCGGCAACAACAUAUAUGGGGGCAUGCAGUUCGUAGACUGGGCCAAAUUGAGUGGGGUGCAAUGAGCAUGCACGCUUAUUUACUACAAUUCUUGAGCCAAAUGGAGGAUAUAUUCUGGCUCUGUCUCUUCCUAAAGAUUCUUUUGAGUUUUGAACUUGAGUUCCUUUUGUCCGAGUCAGAGGUUGCUCCUCAAAUCCUCCUGCGAAGUCUGCAUAAUAAUCUUUGUUUGGAGCACUGGCCAUCAUUGUUGUCAUUAUUAAUUAGUGUUAGUAUAGGACAUUUCCCUCCUCUAGUAGCAUUCUUUUUUCUACAAUAACAUUUGUUAGCCAACAAAUUGUAUGGUCUCGUUUGCUUUUUAGAAAUGAAUGAAUUGAAAAAUAAAGAUAAAAAUAAAAUGAUAA